AUGUCGGACUGGGACGCGAGCAGCGACGAGGAGCUCGGCGCGUCGGAUUGGCCGCGGGCCGCUGCUGCUGCCGAACCGCUGUUCUGGUCGCCCAGCGCCCCUUCAUGGGGCCGCGCCUCCGUGGAGGGCGGCGACCGACGGGGGAAGGGCACGGGGAGUCCCGGAGGGGAAGAGUGGGACCCGCGAGGCGCUGAAGGCUCCGGCGGCCCGAGGCGGGCGGCGUGGCAGCGGCCGCCCCGAGCUGCGGCCGGCCAGGCUCGGGACUCUGCGGCGCCGCUCUGCUUCCACCUCGAUAGCGCCCUGGUCGGGGCUCUCAUAGGUCGAGGUGGAACUAAAAUUAAAGAAAUUGAGAAUUCUUCGGGUUCCAAGAUAAAGGUUACAAGAGGAACAUAUGAAUCUGAAGUAAAGAUUUUUGGCAGCACUGAUGUGCAAAACAAAGCCAAGAUGUUGAUUGACAAUCUUGUCACAAAUUCUGGACAAAACCAUAUUAGAGGAAAAACCUUGGACAUUAUCAAGACUGAAAAUAACCCAAAGAAACCAGUGAUUAACUGGGCCUCUCUUCGAGAAAACCGGGCCAAAUAUGAAUCUAUGAAGUGGGCAGGCUUGCCUCCAAUUGAGAAAAACUUCUAUAAAGAAUCAUCCAGGACUGCAUCCAUGUCACAAGAAGAAGUGGAACUGUGGCGGAAAGAAAAUAAUAAUAUAACUUGUGAUGACUUAAAAGAAGGUGAAAAGCGCUGCAUUCCCAAUCCUGUCUGUAAAUUUGAAGAUGUAUUUGAGCAUUAUCCUGAUAUUAUGGCCAACAUAAGAAAAGUUGGUUUCCAAAAGCCUACACCAAUUCAGUCCCAGGCAUGGCCAAUUAUACUCCAAGGAAUUGAUCUUAUUGGUAUCGCACAGACUGGUACUGGGAAGACAUUAGCAUACUUAAUGCCUGGAUUCAUUCACUUGACUUCACAGCCAAUAUCCAAAGAUCAGCGUGGGGGGCCUGGAAUGUUAGUCCUUGCUCCCACUAGAGAACUGGCACUUCAAGUAGAGGCAGAGUGUUCAAAGUAUGCAUACAAAGGAAUUAAAAGUAUUUGCGUCUAUGGUGGUGGGGACCGAAAAGGACAGAUAGACACGGUUACCAAAGGUGUGGAUAUUGUUAUUGCUACUCCUGGCAGACUGAAUGAUCUUCAAAUGAACAACUUCAUAAAUUUGAAGAGCAUAACAUAUUUGGUUUUAGAUGAGGCUGACAGAAUGCUGGAUAUGGGAUUUGAACCUCAGAUAAUGAAGAUCCUAAUAGAUGUGCGUCCUGACAGACAAACUGUUAUGACGAGUGCUACUUGGCCUGAUGGUGUCCGUCGUCUAGCAAAAUCCUACUUGAAAAAUCCCAUGAUUGUGUAUGUUGGUACUCUUGACUUAACAGCAGUAAACACAGUACAACAAAAAGUUAUUGUUAUCCCCGAGGAGGAAAAGAGAACUUUCAUGCAUAGUUUCAUUAAGUCUAUGAAGCCAAAAGAUAAGGUCAUCAUUUUUGUGGGAAAAAAGCUUACAGCUGAUGACUUAGCAAGUGACUUUGGUAUCCAAGGAAUUCCAGUACAGUCUCUUCAUGGCAACAGGGAGCAAUGUGAUCGAGAACAGGCUUUGGAUGACUUCAAGAGAGGCAAGGUUCGAAUAUUGGUAGCUACUGACUUGGCAUCCCGUGGCCUUGAUGUGCAUGAUAUUACUCAUGUUUUUAACUUUGAUUUCCCUCGCAACAUUGAAGAAUAUGUUCACAGAGUAGGUCGUACUGGAAGAGCAGGGCGCACUGGGGAGGCAGUCACACUUGUCACAAGCAAUGAUUGGAGGUUUGCAUCCGAGCUGAUUGACAUUCUGGAAAGAGCAAACCAAGUAGUUCCUGACAAGCUUAUUGCAAUGGCAGAAAGAUACAAGCAAUCACAAAUGAGAAAAGAAAUUGAAAAGGAUAUACAAAGACCUUGGAGAAAGCCCUCAAAAUCAGUGUAAUCCCUUGAAGCUACUGAAACAGAGAAAGUGAUUUUAAGUAGUGUUAGCAUCCAUGGGCUUGAAUUUCUAAGUUUCAUUUUGUGUUUGAUUGUUUUUUGUACCUGUCCUAUUUAAACUUCUCAAAAGCGUCUUGGAAAAGAAAACUGGAUUAACCUUAUAUAGGAAUAAAUCUAGUUUUGCACUUGAACACUGUUUUCACGUAGAAAUUAAUUGUUUUUUUCUUGUGUGGUGUAUGAAA
Sturnus vulgaris (Common starling) is the source of this 2218-nucleotide messenger RNA. The record is from RefSeq and is a predicted model, not a curated record. Lineage: Eukaryota; Metazoa; Chordata; Aves; Passeriformes; Sturnidae.